UUGCUGUCGAAGAGGGCGCGCGAUUCGGAGAUCUCUCCCGCUUGCGCGCACGCCGCGGCCAGGAUAUUCCACGACACUGUGUUUGGCUGCGCGAUCCCAUGGAACACUGCCCUCGCCUCGCCCAAGCUCCCGCACGCGCAGUACAUGAGGAGAAUGUGAUUCGCGAUGAAAACGCUCGUCCGCCGGCUCGAGGAGAGGAUCCGAGCGUGGAUCUUGCGGCCCUGGAUGAGAUCCCUGGCCCUGGCACACGAUCGGAGAAGAGAAGUGAAGGCAUCCUCGUUGAGCCAACCAAGGGCAGGGGGCAUUCAAAAUUCUUCACCAUUUUAGGGUUCUUGGAAAUUGUUAGAAAGAAGAAAAGAAUGAGCUGCAAUCGCGUUCCCGGGGGCGGAUGCCAGGGUCCCGAUGUGCGGCUUAUCGAUCGCGGCAGCCAUGUGAUUCUGGACAACGGGAUUGUCGAGGUGACGAUCUCGAGGCCUGGGGGCAUUGUGACGGGGAUUCGCUUCGGGGGCAUUGAUAAUCUGCUCGAGAUUCACAACAAGGAGACCAAUCGCGGCUACUGGGACCUCAACUGGAACGAGCCUGGAGGCAAGGACACUUUCGAUGUUCCCAGUGGAACAAUUUUCCAGGUUGUGUGUAGCGAUGGUGACAAGGUGGAACUUUCGUUUCUGCGGCCUUACAUUCCGGGAACUAAGAUGCUUCCUCUUAACAUCGACAAAAGAUUUGUUCUUCUCCGUGGCAACACUGGAUUUUACACUUACGGAAUCUACGAGAGGCCGGCUGGAUGGCCAGACUUCAACCUUAAUCAAACACGGGUGACUUUUAAACUCCGGAAGGACAGGUUCCAGUUCAUGGCAAUGGCCGAUACAAAACAGCGGCUAAUGCCAUCGCCGGAUGAUCGCUUGCAGCAACACUGCACGCAGCUAGCUUAUCCCGAGGCUGUUUUGAUUCACACUUCUCAAAAUCCUGAGUUUCGAGGUGAGGUGGAUGACAAAUAUCAAUAUUCUUGUGAUAACAGGGAGAACAGAGUACAUGGUUGGAUCUCAUGCAACCCCGCUCUAGGCUUCUGGAUAAUCACCGCCAGUGACGAGUUCCGCAAUGGAGGGCCUUUGAAACAAAAUUUGACUUCACACGUUGGCCCGACAUGUCUCGCUAUGUUUCACAGUGCACAUUACGCUGGCGCAGCCCUGUGCCCAGAGUUUCGCAAUGGGGAAGCCUGGACUAAAGUUUUUGGACCGGUUUUCAUAUAUUUGAAUGUAGCGGCAACUCAUGCUCAGGUGAAUUGUCGCUAUCUUUGGGAGGAUGCAAAGCAGCAGAUGGUUACAGAAGUGGGGUCGUGGCCUGUUCCCUGGCCUGUGUCUCCAGAUUUUCCCAAAUCAAUGGACCGCGGAAGCAUUUCAGGAAGACUACUAGUCAAAGAUAGAUUCGCGUCACCAACCCCAUUUGCGGGAUGUUAUGCCUUUCUUGGCUUAGCUUCCCCCGGUGACAAAGGUUCGUGGCAAACGGAGAGCAAGGGCUACCAAUUUUGGGCCCAGGCUGAUGCGGAGGGAUAUUUCCACGUCAAGCAUGUCAGAGCAGGCAAAUAUGAUCUGUAUGGCUGGGUGCCUGGUGUCCUGGGUGACUACAAAAAGGAAGGCAGCAUAGAUGUCCAUCCCGGGUCAUGGUUGCAACUGGGACAUAUAGUUUAUGAACCGCCCAGGGAUGGACCGACAGUCUGGGAGAUUGGAAUUCCCGAUCGAACAGCUGCCGAGUUUCACAUUCCGGAUCCGAACCCAAAGUAUAUCAAUAGGCUUUUUGUCAACCAUUCGGAAAGAUAUCGACAUUAUGGCCUGUGGGAGCGGUACUCGGAGCUAUACCCAGAAGGUGAUCUUGUGUUCACCAUUGGUAAAAGCGAUUGGAGAUCUGAUUGGUUCUUUGCACAUACUUGCCGAAUUGAAAAGGAUGGUAGCGUCAAACCAUCGACUUGGCAGAUCCGGUUUCAUCUGCCCUGCGUCCAAGGCGGGGUUUAUAAGCUCCGGUUAGCUUUCGCGGCAUCAAACAAUGCAGCCAUUCAGGUCAGAGUUAAUGACCCCAAUACAAGGACCACGGUAUUUGACACGAUGCAAUUUGGCAAGGACAAUGCAAUAGCACGCCAUGGAAUCCAUGGCCUCUACCACCUUUGGAAUGUGGACGCGAGGUCGGAGUUAUUCAGAGCCGGUGAAAACAUUCUCUACUUGACGCAGCGCAAGCCAACAAGUCCCAUUGUGGGGGUUAUGUAUGACUACAUCCGUCUUGAGGCACCUGGUGAGUGUUAGUACGAGAGCUAGAGGACAGCAGCUUUCUCUCGCGGCUUGCAAUCUUGCGUUUUGUCCUUCCCUCGCGCAUAUUAUAAUUUGUGGGGGCCUCUCCCUCUGGAAGGAAGCGUCCAAAGUGGAAAAAGAGCAAGGCUCGCUUGGUUUGUAGCAGCAGCAGAGGAGGGAGGAGACCUCUCUCUCUCUCUCUCUCUCUCUCUCUCUCCCUGAGGGGCUCUCCUUUAUGUCGCAAUCAGGCAACAAACACAAUUUGGCUCCUUGGCUCGCCGCUUCUCCUCUUUCGCCAGCUUUGCGGUACGAGAAAAAGAAAAGAAGUUAAGCUAUUCUUCUUC
Molecule: messenger RNA, 2620 nt
Organism: Selaginella moellendorffii
Lineage: Eukaryota; Viridiplantae; Streptophyta; Lycopodiopsida; Selaginellales; Selaginellaceae
Product: rhamnogalacturonate lyase
Exons: 15
Coding region: 99-2291 (730 amino acids)
Biological process (GO): carbohydrate metabolic process
Molecular function (GO): carbohydrate binding; catalytic activity
Source: RefSeq, a predicted model, not a curated record